Lacerta agilis (Sand lizard) is the source of this 3475-nucleotide messenger RNA. It is a transcript of the gene DACH2, whose product is annotated as dachshund family transcription factor 2. The record is from RefSeq and is a predicted model, not a curated record. The transcript has 12 exons. Lineage: Eukaryota; Metazoa; Chordata; Lepidosauria; Squamata; Lacertidae. Bases 274 to 2409 code for a protein of 711 amino acids.
GCGCUCCUCCUCCGCCCCUUCGCUGGGAAGUGGGAGGCGACUCCGCGAGCGGCUGGGUCGUGGGAGUGCGUGCGGGGUGUUUUUUUUCUCCCCUCUCCCCCACUUCUUCCCCUUUCUCUCCUCUCUCGCUCUGCGUCUCCGUCUCCUCCGUUUCCUCGAGUGUUGCAAACAGUUUCGGGUGGAAAAGUGGAGCCGGCAAGGUUGGAUGCUGUAGCUGCCGCCGCCGCUGCUGCCGCCGCCGAUGAUCCAGGCGCCCGGGGCGGAGUAGAAAGCAUGGCCGUGUCUUCUCCCCCGAUUAUCCCGGCAACUUCGAGCGGCGGCGGCGGCGGCAGCGGCGGCACCAGCAGCGCCAGCACCGCCGCGAGCGCUGGGGGCUUGUUCCGGGCGGACGCGCUCUAUCCCUCCAGCCCGUCGGAGUCCCCGCGCCUGACGAGCAGCCUCAUCCACAGCUUCAUCGCGAGCACCGCCAACGCUCCCACUGGCGUGCCGGGCAGCGGAGCUGGAGCAGGAGGCGGCGGUGGCGGUGGCGGCGGCGGCGGCGGGAACGAGUGCAAGAUGGUCGACCUGCACGGGGUGAAGGUGGCUUCAUUCCUGGUGGACGGGCAGGAGCUGAUUUGCCUGCCUCAGGUCUUCGACCUCUUCCUCAAGCACCUGGUCGGAGGGCUGCACACCGUCUACACCAAGCUCAAGAGGCUGGACAUCGCGCCCGUGGUGUGCACCGUGGAGCAAGUGCGUAUCCUGCGCGGGCUGGGCGCCAUCCAGCCCGGCGUUAACCGCUGCAAACUCAUCACGCGGAAGGACUUCGAAACUUUGUACAACGACUGCACCAAUGCCAGUUCACGACCAGGAAGACCCCCCAAGCGCUCUCUGGGGGUUGCAAUACAAGAGAACACGCGCCUACUGCCCCACGGAGUACCAGGCCUCUUAUCACCAGGACUUAUCUCCCCAACAGGUCUAACAGCAGCUGCCAUGGCAGAGGCGAUGAAAUUACAGAAGAUGAAGCUGAUGGCCAUGAAUAGCCUUCAUGGAAGUGGGAGUCAGAAUGGGACAGAAUCUGAGAAUGAGGAGCUGAAUUCCAAUGCAGGUGGAAGUGAAUCUUCAUGGGAUAAAGAGAAACUUCAGUCACCCAUCCCACCAGGAUCCCAUCACGGGGUCAGCCAUGCGACACUGGCAGGGCAGCCAAGCCUGGGAAGUGCUCAUCCUCUCAGCCCUCUGCAGCAAAACCAUCUGCUCACAAACAGAAUAGAUCUGCCUUUUAUGAUGAUGCCCCACCCACUUCUCCCAGUUGGCCUACCUCCUGCUUCGGUGGCAAUGGCUAUGAACCAGAUGAACCAUCUCAACACUAUAGCUAACAUGGCCGCUGCAGCUCAGAUGCACAGUCCUCUCUCAAGAGCAGGAGCUUCAGUUAUAAAGGAGAGAAUUCAUGACAGCCCUUCACCAGCCCCAUCCAUGGAAGAGAGUCAGCGUCCCGGGAGUCAUGCCUCUUCACACCAGAGCAGCAGCAUUUCAAGUUCUCCAUCGCAGCUUGACAACACAUCAGAUAGAAUUGGCAUGCUGCCAAAUAAUAGAGAGGGUGAACCUGUGGAUCAAGACCCUGGGCCCAACCCAAAGAAACUCCUGAAGGAAAAAGAAGAGAUCCAGAUUGGCAUCCCAAUAAUGGCACCAACCUUAGAGAAGAUCCAACUGGCUGGGCAGACUGUUCCUCCUGGUUUCCGUGCACCUUUUCUUUUUGCAGAUGGAUUGUCAUCCGUAGAAACUUUAUUAACCAACAUACAGGGGUUGCUGAAAGUUGCUGUAGAUAAUGCUCGAGUGCAGGAGAAACAGAUCCAGCAGGAUAAGAAAGAGUUGAAGAUGGAGCUGUGCAGGGAGAGAGAACUGAGAGAGAGUCUGGAAAGGCAACUCACUGCUGAGCUGCAAAACAGAGCAAUAAUUCAAAAGCGCUUGAAGAAAGAGAAGAAAGCCAAGAGAAAAUUGCAAGAAGCUCUUGAGUUUGAAUCAAAGAGGAGAGAGCAAGCGGAACAGGCACUUAAACAGGCAACAUCAGGCGAUAGUCUCAGGAUGCUAAAUGAUGCUGGGAUUCCAGACAUGGAGACUGAACGCAAUGGAACCCAACAUGACAGUGCACCAAUGCAAGAUUUCUCCACCUGUGGCCCUCCAGAUAUCGUUUGUCUCAAGCAGCAAAAUCUCUCAGGCCGGUCUUGCCCUUGGAAACCACCACUGUUUCCUCAGCAUGCAAGUCUUAACUCUUCACUCUUGUGUGGGCGUCCAGCAGGCAGUUGCAUUGUAAAGCCGAAGAAAAGAUUCACAUUUGAAUGUUCUUCUGUUUCAGUUGCCAUAACUCACUUGCGGGGCCAAAUGCAAGGAUGGUGCAUCAACCAAUUUUUAUCAACCAAUCUCCGUUUCCCAUAAAAUAAACAUACUGGGUGUCAUUAAGUGCACCUUCAGAUCAAUGAUUUUUGCAAAUGACAUUCAAGUACCGUUCGAGUGGUACAUUUUUUGCUGAUAAAAGCAAAUUAAAUUAGCACAACUACAAGCGGUGCUGAUAAAAACUGAAGCUCGAACAGCAGCACCAUUAGCUAACAAAGUAAUAUUUUCUCUUUACUGCUUUCUGCCAUUUAGUUAUUAUCCUAUUGGAAAUCUAAUUAUAAUCCUUUUACUCCCCAGUCAAACUUCACAGUUUUUGCAAGCUUAGCACUGACAUGUGAUUUCAUUACGUUUGAUUGCUCGCACCCAGAUUGACUUAACUUCACUCGGAGACCUAAAAGCCCUCUCAGUUUCUCAGAUUCCCUGUUUGCACAUUACAGCAACAGCUCCUUUAAUUAAUUAGCAUGAACAGCAGUAACAUGAACUGCUGAACAGAAAAUAACAUCAUUUUAUGAUCGCAAGGAGACUUCUCCUUUUGCAUGUUUAUACCUUAGUUAACUUUUGUAUAUUAUUAUAUUUCAUUUAGUAAGAGCCUGUAGAUGCAAAAAAGAGGAAAAUAAUAACCAAUGCUAGUGUUUCAUCUUUCUCUUCUUCUAUAAAAAUAAGAGUUAAUAAUACUCCUUAAUAUUACAGAUGUACCAUCACAGUAAACAUGAAAAUCUUCACUUUUAAAAAACAAAAUAACAACAAACUUGUAGGGUGGUUAAGUUGAGCACAUUUAGAGGCCAGUGAUUUCAUUUGGAAAGUCUUGACAAAAUCGGUGAGACCUUAAAAGAAGACCUGAGCAGAAUCUUCUGAAUAAAAUAUUUUAAAAUUGAAAGUUAGAAUGGUGGGAUGUAUCCCUUCUUUGCCACCUCUUUGUAGUUCUGACAGCAGCAGUAACCGCAUUCCCUGCCACUGUUCAGCAUCCAUUUUUUUCUUUAGUUGCAGCAGAAAAUAUGAGCCUUACUCUGGUUUGGCUUCAUGAUAUCAUCACAAAACCAUUUUAUUUUCCUCACUCUGAAUUGGCUUUGUUGGAUCAUCAUGAAACCAAAUCAGAGAGCAUUGCUUU